CUGCCCCCCUCAAACUCAUACAUACACAAGAGAAAAACCGAGAUGGUUGGCACACUGAAUGAACAGAAGAUCACUCAAUACUUCAAGAACAAGAACAUCCUGAUAACUGGAUCAACAGGGCUUCUUGGAAAGGUACUAUUGGAGAAGAUACUCAGAGUUCAACCUGACGUGAAAAAGAUCUAUCUGCCGGUGCGAGCAGUGGACUCCGUCGCAGCAAAAGAACGGGUGGACACUGAGGUUGUAGGGAAUGAGCUGUUUGGGAUUCUGAGAGAGAAGCACGGGGACAUGUUUCAAUCUUUCACUGUAGAAAAGAUCGUCCCGUUUGCGGGAGAUGUGAUGUACGAGGACUUUGGCAUCGAUGUUGUGACUCUAAGGGAGCUUCAGCUAACCGAGGAUCUCGAAAUCAUCAUCAAUGCUGCUGCCACCACAAAUUUCUGUGAAAGGUAUGAUGUGGCUCUGGGGGUGAACGUGGUGGGAGUGAAGCAUAUGUGCAACUUCGCCAAGAAGUGCCCCAAUCUAGAUGUGCUCCUCCACAUCUCCACAGCUUAUGUAGCAGGUGAGAAACAAGGGCUUGUGCAAGAGAGAUUGUUCAAGGACGGUGAGACACUACGUGCGGGGACCCACCUCAACAUCGAUAUUGAGCUGAGCAUAGCGAAAGACCUAAAAAAGAAACUUGAGACCGAUGUUGACAUGUCAUCCAAAGCCAUGAAGGAACUCGGCCUCUCUCGAGCCAGACACUUCGGUUGGCCGAACACAUACGUGUUCACCAAGACGAUGGGGGAGAUGAUAUUAUCCCAGCUGCUCCGGCGUGAGGACGACAUUCCUGUUGUCAUUGUACGACCUAGCAUUAUCACCAGCAUCCUCAACGACCCGUUGCCAGGAUGGAUCCAAGGCACCAGGACGAUUGACAAGUUCUUGAUCAGCUAUGCAAAGCAGAACCUACCAUGUGCCUUGGGUGAUCUUGACCUCACCAUGGAUGUGAUUCCGAGCAACAUGGUGGUCAAUGCCAUUAUUUCUGCCAUAGUGACACACAGCUCGUUGUCGAAUCCGAAGAGGGAGGGGGCGGAGGACUCACCAGUGGUGUACCACGUGAGCUCCUCGACGCGGCACCCAGUGCCAUAUGGGAUUCUAUACCGGACGGCCAAACGUUACUUCAAUGAGCAUCCACGGGUGGGCACCGACGGUCGCGUCGUUCCUACCCGCGAGGUGUGGUUAAUCAACAAUAUCACCUUGUUCCACUUCUUAGUGGUGGUCACGUUCCGUUUCCCUCUCGAACUCCUCCACGUGUUAUCUAUCCUCUGUUGCGGCCUAUUUGGGCUAGGUCCACUAUACCAUGACCUGGCGGAGAAGUACAGGAUCCUCAUAAAGCUCAUGGACAUAUAUGGACCCUUUGCGUUGUUCAAGGGAUGCUUCGAUGACUUCAACCUCAAUAAGCUCCGACUCUCCAUGAUUGACGAUGAUGCUAGCAUCUUCAACUUUGAUCCCAAGACCAUUGACUGGGAAGACUACUUCUACAGGGUGCACAUCCCUGGCGUCAUGAAGUACUUGUUCAAGUAA
Molecule: messenger RNA, 1557 nt
Organism: Hordeum vulgare subsp. vulgare (domesticated barley)
Lineage: Eukaryota; Viridiplantae; Streptophyta; Magnoliopsida; Poales; Poaceae
Product: fatty acyl-CoA reductase 1-like
Exons: 8
Coding region: 43-1557 (504 amino acids)
Biological process (GO): suberin biosynthetic process; long-chain fatty-acyl-CoA metabolic process
Cellular component (GO): intracellular membrane-bounded organelle
Molecular function (GO): alcohol-forming very long-chain fatty acyl-CoA reductase (NADP+) activity
Source: RefSeq, a predicted model, not a curated record